CCCGCAGAGUGCAGGAAGUCCCGCGGGUUACGUGAGGUCAUGUGCGUCGUUCCAGUCCACUCAUCACGACGCCCGUGGGGAAGCGCGCUGUUGUUAGGAUACCAGCAAGUCUGAAUUCACACGGCACGUGUUUAAGCCCUUACCCUUGGUUUGUUUAGUGUGAUGAUCUGAAGUCAGCGGAUGCUUAGUUUUAGGGGUCGAUCAUGGAGGAUUCCGUCGAAAUCAUCCUUCAGGAUGGCAGUUCUAGAUUUUCCCAUCCUACCCAGGACAAGCCAGUCGUUACGGCUGCCUCGGGGGCUGUUCUCAUUGGCUUAUACGGGCUUUGGACCGUAUUUGCACUCCCUGGGUUCAGAAAAGUGCCAAAAAGUUUAAAGGUGCCGUAUCUGCCCUCGAGUCGCACGCAGACGCGGAACGUUCUGAAGCUGCUGCGGUCCAGAUCAGGCUGUCUGGCAGACCUCGGGUCUGGUGACGGACGACUGGUCUUCGCUGCAUCCUCAUUGGGCUUCCAGUGUACUGGCUUUGAAAUAAACUCCAUCCUCAUAGGCUAUGCCAGAGUCAGAGCUCUAUGGAUGGGAGUUCCAACCUCUACAGCAAGAUUUGUGAACAAGGACUUCUGGAAGACCAAUUUGUCUGGAUACAAGAAUGUGACAGUUUUCUUGGCACCUGGCGUGAUGGAGGUGCUGGCCAGGAAGCUGAUGGAGGAGCUGGCAGAUGAUUCCCGUGUGAUCGCCUGCCGCUUCCCCUUCCCUGAUUGGCCCGUGGCCGCGUCAGAAGGGCACGGGUUGGACCGGGCUUGGGCCUACGACAUGGCCACGGUCCGCAGGCUGGCGAGACAACCACCAAUCGCCUGUUGAGGCUCUUGCGGUGUUUUCUCCCUGCCAGAUGUAUGUUUAUAAAUUCACAGGGACUAUAAUGGUUCGCCUUGUGUGCUUAGGCUGUGUCAGUGUGAAAGCCAAUGCUACUUUUACUAUUAUGUAAAAUGCACUGGACCCAUGCAACACCCUCAACCUGUAAUGAGUGAUAAUUGUAAAUCUAACUGUGAAAUUGUGAGCCAACGUGUGAAAUAAAAAGCCAUAUAUUUUCUGGGUGGAGUGACGCUGACACCCCA
Electrophorus electricus (electric eel) is the source of this 1108-nucleotide messenger RNA. Its product is annotated as ATP synthase subunit C lysine N-methyltransferase. The record is from RefSeq and is a predicted model, not a curated record. Gene Ontology annotation, molecular function: protein-lysine N-methyltransferase activity. Lineage: Eukaryota; Metazoa; Chordata; Actinopteri; Gymnotiformes; Gymnotidae. Gene Ontology annotation, cellular component: mitochondrion. Gene Ontology annotation, biological process: positive regulation of proton-transporting ATP synthase activity, rotational mechanism; regulation of mitochondrial ATP synthesis coupled proton transport; peptidyl-lysine trimethylation.